Molecule: messenger RNA, 3228 nt
Organism: Exaiptasia diaphana
Lineage: Eukaryota; Metazoa; Cnidaria; Anthozoa; Actiniaria; Aiptasiidae
Product: dorsal-ventral patterning tolloid-like protein 1
Exons: 17
Coding region: 319-2853 (844 amino acids)
Source: RefSeq, a predicted model, not a curated record
UCACAGACAGAACAAUGACGCACGGCUUGCUGUCCGUACAACAAUUGCCUUGCCCACAUGACAACUUGCUAAUAUCCCWUUGAUGGGUCUCAAUAACUAAUCUCCCACACACUGGCAUUAUUUCUAUGUAAUCUUCCGCCCGGAACACCACAUCCAAGCUAACGUCAAAAAAAACACAACCUAAUUCUCGUCUGGAACAAAAGGARAACUCUUCUUAAGAGCUUGUAGAGGAACUUCAAAAGCAGACAAUCUGACUUUAGGAGAAAAGUGGCUUGAAAUAAGAAAAUUAUGCUUGGAUAGUUCCUUGAAGACUAGCAAAUGAAGCGAGAAGGAAUCUUUGCUGUUUGGUGUCUUGCUCUUGGAGUUUAUCAAGUGGACGCAUCCCGAACAUGCGAGCAUGCUAUUACAGGGAACAGUGGGUCCAUUAGCAGUCCAGGUUACCCUGGAAACUAYCCUGACAACCAAGAUUGCGUAUGGCUGAUAACCGUCGAURAAGGGCGAUAUAUCAARUUGAACUUUACAUUCUUCGACGUUGAAUUCUACCCUGGUCAUUCUUGUAUUGAUUUAGUGGAGGUUAAAGAUGGCGACUCUCCGAAUUCAGAGCUAAUUGGAACAUUCUGCAGUGGUAUCAGYCCCCCUCUCUUCCCUCUGUACUCCAGCGGUAACCACAUUAGGGUGUGGUUUUACUCUGAUGCAGCAGACAGACGUAAAGGCUUCCAUGCACAAUACUCAAGCUUCCCUGAAACAGGUUGCGGUGGUGCUCUGACAUCAAGCAAAGGAGUUAUUACGUCACCACGCUAUGGUUCUGCCUCAGCCUACCCCAGUAGUAUCGAGUGUGAAUGGACAAUUACYUUAAAGGAAGGGAUAUUUAUCAAAUUAUGGUUUGAAGACAUCAAUAUCGAGAUGAACACCAUGAGGUGUAUUGAUAGGGUCGAUGUKUGGGAUGGACAACCAAACAACGAGACAUUCUUAGGAAGUGUGUGCCAGGGUAUAAACCCCCUCUUCUCGAAGACCAACCGGCUAMGACUCAAGUUUGUUACGAAUGCAGAAGGGCGUGGUCGCGGGUUCCUCGCYAGGUACACAAGUUCUUUGACAACUGAAUGUGGUGGCGACUAUAACGACGAAAGUGGUAACAUACUAUCCCAAAACUAUCCAUACAACUUUCCCACGAUGUCAGAAUGCAUAUGGAGAAUUGAGGCUCCGAAAAACAAGUAUAUUUCACUGCGUUUUAACGAGUUUAUCGGAGUGAAUGGAACGGUGAAGGGAUGUCCUUUGGAUCAUAUCGAGAUUAGAGAUGGUCACGAUAAAGAUGCCAAAUCGCUAGGAAAAUUCUGCAAUUACAAUCCGCCCGGAGUCAUUGUGUCCAGCCGUAAUCACAUGUGGAUACGUUUUCAGUCGAGUCUCAGCAUGACGCCAGGUAGAUUCAGUGCGAUCUGGCUCGUCCAUUCAAGAGAAUGUAAUGCAUCUCUUGGCAUGGAGGACGGACGCAUCGCCGAUACCCAGCUAACAGCCUCUUCAUAUUCCAACUACUUCCCUGGCGGUUAUGGGCAGAGUCAGCAAUUGCCACUAUUGUCAAAAUAUGGUCGAUUGAAUGGCGCUUAUGCUUGGUGUAGUCAGGCUCAAGGAAGACAAAUGAUUUUGGGAGAGUACUUCCAGGUCGACUUUAAGAACUUGACAAAAUUGACAGCCCUUGCUACKCAGAGUUUUGUUCAUCAAAUCCGUACACGUAACGGACACGUGCACAUCGACUCCAUCACAUCGUACAAAAUAGAGUUAAGCUUCGAUGCUCAGUACUGGAUAGCGUACAGCGACGGUAGUGACAACAGCACUGCUAAAGGAUUUACGGAAUUUCUUGGGAACUACUACAUAGCAGGCUCGGUAAAGAACUUUCUUCGGCCACCAAUCAYAGCCAAAAUGAUUCGAGUGAUGCCCACCAACUAUGCCAGUAUCCUGGGUCACAUGUGUCUUCGUCUGGAAGUUUAUGGAUGUCCAUAUGAUCUGGGGUGUGGAAAAACAAUAUCAAUUGAUAAUGAAACCCCUCAUAAUAUCAGCGUCCAAGGACAUCAAACAAAAGAAACGAAUUGCAACUACGUCACUAAGCCAGAUCCACCAAGCUACAAAGACCGUGUGGUUAUUUGGACGUUCAUAUUCUUUAAUAUCCCGUGCAGCAAAGGAUAUAUUGAGAUGCAGCACAAAUCAGGAAAGGAUGGCAAGCUUUGCGGCAACCCACCAGASCUUGUUUAUAUAAUGCGAGCAUCAGAACAGUUGGAUUUGAAGGUGCACCUAAAGAAAGGAUCUCAAAACUUGGGCUUUAAAGUCAGCUAUAAAACAGAGUCACUAGGGUGUGGUGAGAUCAUAUAUGUUCGUAGGAACGGUUCCAUAGCAUCUCCUCGCUUCCCAAAGAACUAUGGAAAUGACCAUAACUGUACAUGGAUAUUGAUAGCAGCACGCACAACCGCUAAGAUUGGAAUUAGAUUUAAGGAGUUCGAUCUUCAGCCAAAGAAUGCGUCCUCUGGAUGUGCAGAUUAUGUAGAGAUCAAGGAUGGUCAGUUGGCUGAGUCACCUGUUGUUGACCGUUUCUGUGCAAGCACACUACCAGGGGAGUUCAUAUCGAAUCAGAAUUCAUUCCGCAUUGAAUUCUACAGUGAUUCAGAUGUAACUGGAAAAGGCUUCUUGCUGGAAUACAGUUAUCAACCUUCUAAAGAACAAAGCCAACUCAAAGAUUUAUUGCAGCAAACUGAAUCAUCUUCAUAUGAUAAUACUUUACUCAGACGUUCCAGAGCGACAAGAGAACAGGUGAUUACGAUGUUCGUGGUGCUGUCCGUGUUCAUAGCAGUCUUGAAGACAAACUGAAAAGAACAGAGCAAAUGUAUCAAGCCUGACUACUAACAGAGACAACUGCCAAUCAAUUGGCCUGUAAAACAAUGAAAACAGUCCCGCAAUCCCACAACCAUUCAACCGACCAACCCCUAAAUCAACGCAGUUAAAACUCCCACGGACCAACCAGCACACCCGCCAUAUCAAAGAAUCCCAUAUAAAGAGGAAAAAAGCCCACUCUUUUAUAUAGUUUUGUAUUAGUGUAUAGUUUUGAGACUGUUGUUAGAGUAAAAUGCAUAAAAUAAAAACAAGAUAAUAAUUUUCUUUUUCUUUAUUUUUAUUUGCAUUUGAGUCACCGUUUUUGUAACCAGGUGUAGACAUUCUGUAUAUAAUAAAAAUAACAAAACAAUC